AUGAAAAUUAAUGAUAAUAAUGACAAGUCAUUUCAUUCUGCUUCAAUGCAUAAAGCCUCUUCUAUAUUAAGCAUGAUUGAAGAUGUAAAUAAUCAUUAAGUUUAAAAUCACAAUAAUAUAAAAAAUGUAUCAAAAAAAAAAGACAUUAAUCCAUAACCAAUUAUUUCUUCAGCAAUUGCAAGAGAAGUAGAAGAAUUAGAGUAAACUUACAAACAUUAGUAAUUUAAAGGCAUUAAAUAAAUAGGGACUAAACAUUUUUAUAUAAAAUAUAUGGCAUUUUAUUAUUGUAGCUAAUUUUAUCAUCUUUGAGAGGCCCCUUAUACUUGACAAUACAUAAAAGUUCUAUCAUUAGAGCAACUUGGAGAUAAGGAUUUACUGCUUUAAUUUAUAUUCCAAUUAGUAUUUAUGAAUUAAAAAACAACAAAAAUUAUAUCAUUUCAUUCAAAGGUUAAGUAUUUAAUUUACUAAUGGCUUCAGUAGCAUAAGCAGUAUAAAUAGUAUAUAUAAUAUCUAGAUUUUUGCAGUAUCCUUAUCUAUAUCUGUUACACAUACUCAUGUUUCAUAUGCCCUUAUGUUUUAUAAUAGUUCAUUAUUAUUUUAUUGUGGAACUAAAAUAAUAACAAAAUAACAUUGCCAUAUUCUGGAAUAUUUUGGAUUUGGAGUAGCUUUGGUUUUAUUAAUAGUAAUUUUUACAAACCAUAGUUAUACAUUUUAUUCUAAAUAAGAUGUUUCAAUUUUGGAUAAAAUAAUUUAUGGAGAUUUAACUGCACUUUUUGGAGGUGGAGUAUCUACUUUAUAUUAGUAUUUAUUAUAAUAGAAAUAGUGCAAAAUAUUAUUCUAAAAUAAUAUCUUGUUGUCCAACUUUUACAUUAUUUGCAAUAAUUAGGGCUUUGAGUACUAUUAUGUUAAUAAUGAUGACAUUUACUUUUGAUAAUCAACACAGCUUCUUUGAUUUCUUGGAACCAAUACUCUUUACAAAAAUAUUCUUUAAUGCCCUAUUCACAGGUGUUUUGAUGAAUUAAUUAUAAUCUUAUGUACAAUUAUUUGUAGAUCCAUUAACAUAUAAUUCAGCUAAUUUUUUUUAACCACUUUUUGGGAGUAUUUUCUCUUAUUUAUUAGGGCAGGUAUAAAAAUCAUAAUUUUAUUAGGAAUCAUUACCAGGGUCAUUAUCAAUAAUUUGUAUGAUUUUGUAUAGUAUUGGUUUAUUAUUUAUAUAAAUUGGAAGAUCUAAAUCUGAAACAGAGGAUUUAAAUUUGGAUAUUGAACUAAGAUAAUUAGAUACAGUAUAUCUUGAAAAUAAUCCUUUGCUCUCAAUUUUUUAAUCAAAUUACAAAGAGAAAGAUGAUUAAAUGAAGAUAUCAAUAUAUAAAAGAAAGACCAUUUAAAGAUAGCAAACAAAAUAAUUUGUUGAUUAUAGUAUGGAUUAAUGA
Molecule: messenger RNA, 1430 nt
Organism: Paramecium pentaurelia
Lineage: Eukaryota; Ciliophora; Oligohymenophorea; Peniculida; Parameciidae
Source: the annotation of a GenBank genome assembly